Betta splendens (Siamese fighting fish) is the source of this 2541-nucleotide messenger RNA. Its product is annotated as somatostatin receptor type 5. The record is from RefSeq and is a predicted model, not a curated record. The coding region runs from base 502 to 1521 and encodes 339 amino acids. Gene Ontology annotation, cellular component: neuron projection; membrane. Gene Ontology annotation, biological process: cellular response to glucocorticoid stimulus; regulation of insulin secretion; neuropeptide signaling pathway. Gene Ontology annotation, molecular function: somatostatin receptor activity; neuropeptide binding. The transcript has a single exon. Lineage: Eukaryota; Metazoa; Chordata; Actinopteri; Anabantiformes; Osphronemidae.
GCAGCAGAUGGGAACUAGCCGUGGAAACGGGAUCGCGGCACAAGGACCAGGGGAGCGCCGAGGGGGAGUGUGAGUCAAGCUGGAGUUUAUCACUGCGUGGAGAGUGAUGAACAGGAGGGGGGGUGGUAGAGGAAAGAGGGAGGGUGGCUCAUCACAGAUAUAAGAGAACUCCCAGGAAGAAGGAGCACUCAGGGCAGCGUCCGAGCUGCCGGUGGCCCCCGCUCGCACUGUUUACGCUACUGGAGUUUGUGUAUGUUGGACCCUGCACACGGAUCCACACUGAAGGGAGCAGUCGCCACCAGGGAGCCUCCAACGCCGACUUUCUCCCCCGCCGACGGUACCAGGAUGGCCGUAACGGCUGGAUGGAGCUGCUGAAGCCCGUCUGCUCCUAAAAUCGAGACCAUCCACCGGUUUCGCGGGUUCCUUCGUUCGAGCGGUUCACGCCUGCGACUGCUCCGGGUCAGAAGGUGACCCCGGUCAUCGCCGGGCGCUGAGGUCAGAAUGGCCGCCUUUGUGUUGUCGGACGUGGAUUACAACCACAGUUACCUGGAUGAGCACUUUUACUUCGAGAGCCCUUCUGAGGGCUACGGCGUCGCCAUGGUGAUCCUCUACCUGCUGGUUUGCGUGGUGGGACUGGCCGGGAACGCCUUGGUCAUCGUCGCCAUUUUGAAACUGGACCGGAUGUCGUCCUCGACCACCGUGUACAUAUUCAACCUGGCUCUGGCCGACGGGCUCUUCAUGGCGGGCCUCCCCUUCAUCGCCAGCCAGAACCUCCAGAACUACUGGAUGUUCGGCGACGCCGCCUGCAAAGCGGUGAUGGUGCUGGACGGCAUCAACCAGUUCACCAGCGCCUUCUGCCUGACGGCCAUGAGCGCGGACCGCUACGCGGCGCUGGCCGACCCGCCGCGCUUCGCCGGCUGGCGCACACCGCGCCGCGCCAAGCUGGUGUCGGCGCUGCUGUGGCUGCUCUCGCUGCUCACCAUCCUGCCCAUGGCGCUGCACUUCUCGGCCGAGCGGGGCCAGUGCGUGCCGACGUUCGCCUCCGACGCCUGGUGGCUCGGCGUGCUCACCUACACCUUCGCCGCGGGCUUCGCGGCGCCGUUCGCGGUGAUGACGGCCGCCUACGCCGCGCUGCUGCUCGCGCUGCGGCGCCAGCGGCGCCGGGCGCCGGCGCCAGCCCGGGGGGCCCAGCGGCUGGAGCGGCAGGUCACCCGGAUGGUGGUGGCGGUGGUGGCGGUGUUCGGCGCGUGCUGGCUGCCGUUCUACACCUUCAACUUCUGGAGCCUGCACCAGGACGGCCUGUUCCUGACCUUCGCCAGGGCCUUCGAGGUCGUGGUGCUGCUGUCGUACUCGUGGAGCUGCGCCAACCCCAUCCUCUACGCCUGUCUCUCCGACACCUUCCGGAGGCACUUCCGCACGCUGCUCUGCUGCGCCGAGAAGUCAGCUCCCAGCAUGCUUUGCGACACUGAACAGUAUGACUUAAAUGAGGGAGGUAUGCUGGAUGUUACGGUUCUAGCAUGAAGAGCAGAACAUGUAUCGCUAGUGUAGCCAUUGAACUAAACUGCUUAAUUCUUGGAAUUAUUGCCUUCCAGGAAUAAAAGUGUAUCUUAUUCUGCUUUAAUCAGUCCUGUGGAAAUAUCAUCGCUUGUCAGUCAUUUCCACUUUCCUAUUUUCCACAAAUAUUGUGUUGUGCCGCCGGCUCCAUCUCACACCUCUGUUAUUGUUUGUCUUCCAAUAACUCGGGCCUCUCCGUCGACCUGCGCUCCUUGCGUUUUCUUGUUAUUCAGCUUUUCACCACAAGUAAUGAAGCGAGGCAACGCGCGUCGAUGGGUGGAGGGUAAACAGAAUCUCCAGGGGCCCGUGCCUUCGGCUGAUCGCGAGCAACAAAACAAGCGCGCCCCUCGACUCCCACAGCUGGAUUAUGUGUUUGGCUUGAAGUGCACAAAAGUGUCAGAUGUGUGUGUUUAUGCCCGAGUGGCUGCGUGUGUGUGUGUGUGUGUGUGUGUGUGUGUGUGUGUGUGUGUGUGUGUGUGUGUGUGUGUGUGUGUGUGUGUGUGUGUGUGUGUGUGUGUGUGUGUGUGUGCGCACGUGUACAUAGCUUACUGUCGUAUUCUGAUGUCUUUCUAAGAGGAUUUCCAUAAUAUGCUUUCAAGGAACGGAGCACUAUCACCUCCUGUAAAAACUAUUUACUUCAUCUAGGUGAAAUAAUACCAGCACUUAUCUUUGUUGUGAUGCACGUCAACAUUCUAAAUCGCUCUAAAACCAAUACUGGCACUACACAUCAUCGGAUGUGACAUAUUUAAAAAACUAGUUUUAGCUACUGUAGAUGAAUAUAUAUUUAUACAUAAGUAUUUUUAAAGGUCCUACAGAGUGUAAUCCAGGAUCCAAUAAUUAAUAAGUAGGAAACACACAUCUAUCUAAAGUGAUCCGUCUAAGCAGAUGUUGGCUAUCAAUCAUAUAAAUAUGCAUAAAUGAUGUCUGUGACAAUCUGCAAUCUGUUCAUUCUGCUGAGAGAGAAAUAAAGUGCCUCAUUUUUGAAAA